AUGCUAAUUGAACCUUUCCAUUAAGAUACUAUUUAGGAUAUAGCCUUUAACUAAAACUGUUCCAGAUUUGCUAUUGCAUCCAGCGAUUAAACAUUAAGAAUUUUAAAUAAAGUAGAUGGCAAAUGGGAAAAGAGUUCUGAAUUCAAAUUUAGUUGUAGUAUUGCUUGGAAGGUUAAAUGGGCUGAUCCUAAAUUUGGAUAGUUGAUAGCAAUAUCAAGUCAAAGCAAAGCAAUAUAAAUAUGUGAGGAAAAGAAAUAAUACUAAGAAAACUUAAAUGGAUAAAAACAAAUCAUUACGCUAUGGAAAUAAAGAUCUCUAACACUUGAAAAGUCAGAAUUAAUUGCUGAUAUUUAUUUCGGUUCCAAAUCUAACGGCUUACUAUUAGUGAUUGCAUAUGUAGAUGGAAUUGUUUAAGUUCACAGAGCUUAUGAAAAUAAUUAAUUUCGAUUAGAAGGAGAGGAAAUCACUAUUAUGCCAUAUGGAAUUAGAGCAUUGUCAUGGAAUCAGGCUCCCUCAGAUAAAGAUAUGAGUAUAUUUGCUGGAAAUGAUGAAAAAUCGAGAUAUUUGAAACUCAAACAUGACAAUUACAAUUUACAAAGAAUAAAAACCUUAUCUAUAUGGGUGCUUUCACAUGAAACAUAAAAAUUAACUUUUACAAAAUUUUUUGAAUUUGAUGAAGAAAAGACUGUCUAUGAUGCUUAAUGGGCAAAUUAAAAUGGCAAGACUUAUCAUUAAAUUGCAUUUGCUACUUAAGAAGGUGCUAAAAUUUGGCAAUUCAGAUUUAUAGGCGAAUCUUAAGUAGAAAAACAAAAUUUAAUACUAAUCAACUUAGAUUCCUCACCCAGUUGUCUACCUUAUAGAGUGCAAUUGAAUUCUCUAGCUAAUUUGCUUACUGUUUCUUAUGAACUUAUAGCAAAUGAUGAGUAAUAAUAAACGACAACCAGAGAUGUUAAAGUUUUUCAGCUUCUAAACGGGAAUUGGAUUAUAAAGACAAUAACUCCUGAGCCAAAUCUAAUAAAAGAUAUCUAAUCUCUACUUAGUUUACCAAGUGUUUAAUUGAUUUAAUGA
Paramecium tetraurelia is the source of this 1068-nucleotide messenger RNA. RefSeq lists its product as uncharacterized. Gene Ontology annotation, biological process: cellular response to amino acid starvation; positive regulation of TORC1 signaling. NCBI's taxonomy places the organism in Eukaryota, Ciliophora, Oligohymenophorea, Peniculida, Parameciidae. The transcript has 2 exons. Gene Ontology annotation, molecular function: protein binding; structural molecule activity. Gene Ontology annotation, cellular component: Seh1-associated complex; nuclear pore outer ring. The record is from RefSeq and is a predicted model, not a curated record.